GCUGCGGAAAGGGCGCACAGCUGCUACCAUCCGCCGUCGUCGAAGCAGGAGCGACGCCGACCUCGCAUUUGUCGUUCGUGUACUACGUUCGCGUCGUCCAGAGAAUACAUUGUGUGUGCGCGGCGGUCGGUGAAAUACAGCUUUGUUCUUUCAUUGCGUCAUCUGCUGCCGGCACUACAACCGCUGAAAGCUCGCUCGCCGGCUGUCGUGCCUGCUAGAACAGCGAACCUGCAACACGUCAUGCUGACUGGAACGAUGCAGAAUACCAUUCGCCGGGUGCUGAGGCCCUCGCUGGCCGCUGCCGGCCGGUGCACGUCGGCGCGCAACGCUUCACAGGGAGCGUCGGACAGCGACCCGCCGAGGGUGCUCAUCACAGGCAGCUUGGGACAGCUGGGAACAGGACUGGCUCGACUGCUAAGGAAGAAGUACGGCAAAGAAAACGUCAUCAUGUCCGACAUAGUGCGGCCACCCAAGAGCAUCCUUGCAGAAGGCCCGUACGUCUACGCUGACAUCCUGGACUUCAAGAACCUCCAGGAGCUCGUUGUGAACGAGCGGAUUGACUGGCUGAUCCACUUUAGCGCUCUCCUCUCGGCCAUCGGCGAGCGAAACGUACCGCUGGCCAUGCGCGUCAACGUCGAAGGUGUGCACAACGUGAUGGAACUGAGCAAGCAGUACCGACUACGCCUCUUUGUGCCCAGCACCAUCGGAGCGUUCGGUCCUGACUCGCCACGUAGUCCGACUCCAGAUCUGUGCGUCCAGCGGCCGAGGACCAUAUACGGCGUGUCCAAGGUCCAUGCAGAACUUUUAGGAGAGUAUUAUCACCACAAGUUCGGCCUCGACUUUCGGUGUCUCCGGUUUCCAGGUGUCAUCUCGUACGACAGUGAGCCCGGAGGUGGGACCACAGACUACGCAGUGCAAGUGUUCCACGACGCACUAAAGUACGGGAAGUUCACAUGCUACCUCAAGCCCGACACACGUCUCCCGAUGAUCUACAUCACGGACUGCUUGCGUGCUCUCAUGGAGAUGAUGGAGGCGCCCUCCGAGAGCCUCAAGCUUCGCACUUACAAUGUGACCGCCAUGGACUUCACACCCGAGGAGCUGUUCAAGGAAGUUCUCAAGCUAGUGCCCGACCUCAAGGUUGACUAUAAGCCGGACGGACGGCAAGAAAUCGCCGACUCUUGGCCACAAGUGUUCGACGACAGCAAUGCACGUCGUGACUGGGGCUGGAAGCCAACCUACGACCUGGCUCAGAUGUGCAAAGUUAUGGUUGACAAUCUUCGACCCGUCUAUAAACGCUGACCCGGGAUACCAGUUUAGAAAAAAUAUUCAUCUCGUUUCACGUUCCCGAAACAGCACAAGCCAAGAACAAGAAAAAGGGAGUUCACAUAUUCUGGGUGUGCGCUGUUUCUGAUGCGACCUUCGUACGUCAUCCGUCCAGCCCCGUCGACAGAUCUGAACUGCACUCAUGACUGGCCGCAAAUUAGAACUUUCAUUCAGUACAGCGCUUUCAUGUAAGCAGCUUGAAUAGCUGCAUGUUGUCUUAAAUGCCCUCUUCAUCACCAUUUUGAAGUUCCGACCAGAUCUGUCACAGACUUUAGUUACUGGGGGGCAAAUUGUGUCCGCGAAGCGAUUGCGUCGGGAGCUUUGGCCCAUGCACUUGGGAUGAAGAAAUUGUGAAUCUGUACUAUCGUUAGACCUCUCAGUUGUGCCUGUGAGUAAACGAGCAUUACAAAACGAAAAGCCUCUAUGAUGGCUGCUUGACAUGACGCUAUCGCAACGUUUAUGCAUUGUAACAAGGCCAUCGAAGUAUGCAUGUUCUUGUGCUAAUUGUUUGAGUGUAUACUGAUCACGUUGCAUGAGCACUUUUAGAAAUGGCUAGAGUGCCCGAACCAUGUUUUGUCAUUUCAUUAAAACACAAAUGACAAAAGAAAAGUAGUGUUUUCAUAGCACAAUCUGCCUAACUCAUAGCGAUUCCCUCUCAUGUCUUUUAUCAGCCAUAGAUGCCCCUUGUUUAACCAUUGUGUAUGCAGCAGUAAUCAUCAGGGUUCAUGCGGGUCCUUGAAAUCCUUGAAAACCCUUGAAUCUGAAAAGUUUGUUUUCAAGGCCUUGAAAGCAUUCGAACUUUUGCAAAUCCUUGAACUUUCCUUUUUUAAAAUAAACAUUGUGGCACAUAUCACGGUGUAUUAUUUGUGAUGCCACAAAUGUAGCAGGUGGCAUAUGUAAUGAGCCCACCAUAAAAGAAUCGAGAGCUAUCAGUAGCUUCGGCACGGAACCGAUACCGGACAUUCAUGGAAACUCGGAAAAGGCAGGAGCAGAGGGAUGAUAAACAGAAAAACAAUUGUUGCAUUGAUGAGAAGGUCGAAAUGCUUACAAAAAAGAAAAAAAACUUGAACCUGCUGCAAAGGAAUUAAAAGCUACAGCUGAACCAUAUGCAGAAGAGGCAGAGACAAUUAGCAACCUGACAUGCAUCAUCAAAUCAAACAGUCUUAGGAAGACUGCCAAGACCAAGCAGCAGGAGAUAGUGGAUACCAAUAUGAAAAUUCGGAAAAAGCAACAAGGCGUUGAGCGAUAACAUACUUUAGCCACGAAAUAACACAAACAUGCCUGUUGUCCUUGUGUUUCUUUAUUCUUUGUAAGGCAUUGCGAGAUAACCGUUUCUUAGUUUUUCCUACUUGAAUAAAACUCAAAAGUGAUUACCUAUGCAGCUUUCAGAAACUGAUUAGUUGUCUAGAAAGGAAAUGUCAUCGAAGUCAUGUUUUUUAUGUCUGCUCAAGAAAUGUUACUCUUUUUCGAUGAAUUCAAGUUAUUUCAAGCCUUUAUCCUUCCAUUUUAUUGGGUUUCUAACAGACAAUGUGGUCCUUGAAUGUUUGCUCAGAUAGCCUUGUAAGUCCUUGAAAACCUUUGAAUUUUUGUCAUGUAAAUGCGCAUGAACAUUGAAUCGUUUAAAUUGCAUUUCCUCCUAGCAUUGGCAUGUCAUGUGUGCUCACAUCCACUGAUUACAGUUGUACGAUAUUUUGCGAUUAAGCUAGAAAAUUUUUGGCAAACAUUGAACCUAGAGGAGUUGCUUUAAUCUGAUAAGAAGGCACCAACAGGCCUCAUGUUUCACUCGCAACAUUUCACCCAAAAAGAGGGCUUUCACUUAAAUGCAGUUUGAGGUCGCAAAAGUGUGCUGAAAAGCAAGUUACCUUCUGUAAGAAGUGGUGCAGAUUUGUUUCGAAGUGUGUGUGCCUUAAGCUCUUUCAUAGUUUGGCUUCUGUUCAGUAGUUGGGGUGUCAACAAUGCUUGCCUACUCUCAGGCAACCCUGGGAUGAACCAGUGCUGCCGACAAAUGCUUCUUUGCAGACGCUGCAGUGUGCAUUUUCUAAAUUGGGCAUGCCCUUACUGUCGUGAAUUGAAAGAUGUCCACCUAACCGCAGUAGUGCAUCUGGCAACUAAUACGCAGCAAUGCUGUCUAUGAGCACUACUGCUGCAAUGUUUAUAGCUAUAUGCAUACGCUGCCAGUGUUUAUGGCUUUAGGCACGAGUUACACAAGGAGACUCCUGGAUAUCUUUUUUGCAAAUAAGAAAAAGCCUUACUGAAGCUUUCAAGGAACAUUAAAAGAGCACACAAGUGCAAUGUUGGAAACAGUCUGAACAUUGAACAACACAAACUUGCUACAGGUUGAGAUAACAUACACAUAAUUCAUUUUCUAUGUACAGCCGUGGUCACGUCUGUGUAGAGCACGCAAGCAGCCGGUUUUCGCUCUGUGGCGCAAAACCUAGAGGCAGUAUCGUGCUCUAAUGUGGUCAGUCUCUCAACUAGGACACGAAUGCUCCUGAUACACCACCUCAGAGCCUGAAACUGUCUCAAGGUGUCACGCCGCUGGAGCAAAAACUGGCUGCUCACAAGGCUCUACACAGACGUGGCUGCGGCUGUACACCUGAGCAUUUCUUCUCUUAUAUACAAAGAAAUUAAUCACAUCUCUUAGCACUAGUGUUUAGAAGAGGUUUAGGCUUGGCUGUGCUUACACUAACACUGCAUGUCCUUAGUUUUAUGCCGACUCAAAACGUUUAUCACCUUGGUUAUUACAUGUAAGCAGCAUUUUAGCGGCUACAUUUCUGAGACGGUUCUUUCCUUUGAAUUUAUUGUCUUUCCUAGCAUUUCAAUGUUCCAUACAGUCAGUACGGGCCAUAAAAUUUGCCUCGCAGCAAAUAGCUAGUGUAAAUGGGAAAAAGAUACCUAGUGGCUGCAAGGCCUGGCAGUACAUCAUUAAAUAAUGUGCUUGGUGAGAACAAGAAAAAAAUCUACUCUUAUCAAAAGUAAUUAGUCUUGAACUUCGAGAAACUAUUCAGCACAUAAAUGCCUGUAUUAACAAAAUUACUGGGCUUUACACUAAAACAGAAAUGUAGUAACACCUUUUAAGCAAUUAUUAGACUUAACUGUAUAAAAAAAGUUUCGCAAGGUUAACAUGGCAGCAGAAAGCACAAGACCAGGUUGAUUGGCGGAUCAUGGGAGAGGCCUUUGACCUGCAGUGGGUGAAGUCAGGCUGACGACGAUGACUAACAUGCAGUGUACAUUUUAAUUCCUAAUGCUGCAAACCACUGAAAAAGCUGUUCGGAAGGGUUACCUGUUACAUGCCUCGGCACAGCAGUGUUCCAGCAUUUGUAAUCACUACUCCAUUGACAUACCUAUUGGUCGUGAAAUAUUUCACCUUUUUGUGCGAUGCAGUUCGGAGAGAAAUCUGGCACUUGCUGGGCACCAACAGACGGUGCCCUGAAGCCGCAUGCAUGAGUGCAAAAAAUGCAAAAACAGAUUGUACUAUCAUACACAGAUCAUUGUGCAUCAGUCUUGCAAGAGAUCCAUCAACAGCCACUAUCUUUACUUGUACUUAAGUGACUUAGCGUCGAGAAAAGAGGUAUGGAGCUCCCUUUGUCGAGUUUUUAUACUGUUCCUGUUGAACUGCACACUCUACAUCUCGUUAUUCUAAAUCAAGUCCCCCUGCUAAAGGACAUAGUUAAAUAAGGUUGGCAAUGAAGAGCUUUAAAAACAGCAAGAGGUAUUUAUAUUUCUGAAGCAGGACGCUUUACUCCCGAUUAUUGCAUGAACUAUAAAGUAAUAAUUGUGCAGACACAGCCUAACCAUCAAGUAAACAAUGGUGCACACACGCAUUAGUCAUUGCGAGCAUGCUCAUGGGCAAGUACUUUUGUUUGGAAAGUAUUUGCACUGGAUGUCACUGAGCUGUCUUUCAUGUCAAACUCAAAUACAGCAAAACCAUCUUUCUAUGCAUUUGAAAUGUAUGCAAAUGUAAUACUAUAAGCAAGAGGUGCACUGCAUGUAUCGUGCUAACAAAAUGUUAAAUGGGCCGCAAAAUAAAAUGUGAACCUAUGCGAGA
This is a messenger RNA of Rhipicephalus microplus (southern cattle tick), 5371 nucleotides long. It is a transcript of the gene Tdh, whose product is annotated as L-threonine dehydrogenase. The record is from RefSeq and is a predicted model, not a curated record. Gene Ontology annotation, molecular function: L-threonine 3-dehydrogenase activity. Gene Ontology annotation, biological process: L-threonine catabolic process. Lineage: Eukaryota; Metazoa; Arthropoda; Arachnida; Ixodida; Ixodidae.